AUGUUCGAUCUUAGCGCCAUCCCCCUCGCAUCCAUCGACCGCCCUUUUGGCAUCGAGCUAUGGCCCCUCUUCUCCAAAGUCUACACGGCUAUCGCAGGCUUCUCGCCAGAUAAAUUUACCUUCAAACAGUCCCAGACACCCAUGUCGACUCUAAACGAAACCCUCAUCGGCCUCGCAUCCUACUAUGUUAUCGUCUUCGGCGGCCGCGAGAUCAUGAGAAACCGUCCUGCUAUGAAGCUGAAGGGUAUUUUCCUCAUACACAAUCUAUUCCUGACGCUGAUUAGCGGGACACUGCUGGCGCUGUUUAUUGAACAGCUGCUACCGACAUUGUGGAGGAAGGGUAUCUUUUUCGCGAUAUGCAAUCAUGAUGGGGGAUGGACCCACCCCUUGGUGGUCUUGUACUAUUUGAACUACCUCACUAAAUACCUCGAGCUGCUAGACACCGUCUUCUUGGUCCUCAAGAAGAAACCCCUCACUUUCCUCCAUACCUACCACCAUGGCGCCACAGCUCUCCUCUGUUACACCCAACUCAUCGGCCACACCGCUGUCUCAUGGGUACCCAUCACCCUCAACCUCCUUGUCCAUGUCGUCAUGUACUGGUACUAUUUCCAGAGUGCCCGUGGCGUCCGCAUCUGGUGGAAGCAAUGGGUUACAAUCCUCCAGAUCGUGCAGUUUGUCAUUGACUUGGUCUUCGUCUACUUCGCCUCAUACACCUACUUCACCUCCACCUAUUUCCCCCACCUGCCCAACGCAGGCGGCUGCGCCGGCGAAGAAUUCGCCGCUAUCUCCGGCCUAAUCAUACUCAGCUCCUAUCUUCUCCUCUUCAUCUCCUUCUACUUUGCCACAUACAAGAAAGCAGCCAAAUCCGGCCGCCCGCGCAGAAACACCGGCAAGCAGGCCGUCAUCGAUAUGCGGAACUUGGAAAUCCCAUCCGUUGGUGGAAAGGCUACCACUGCUGCUGCUGCGACUAUCAAUGGCCAUGCGCAUACGAAUGGCUCGGCGGUUUCCUCUGCCCGAUCCAAUGGACCUGUUACGCGGUCAAGAAAAGCAUAA
Molecule: messenger RNA, 1053 nt
Organism: Paracoccidioides brasiliensis Pb18
Exons: 3
Coding region: 1-1053 (350 amino acids)
Biological process (GO): fatty acid elongation, saturated fatty acid; fatty acid elongation, monounsaturated fatty acid; very long-chain fatty acid biosynthetic process
Cellular component (GO): endoplasmic reticulum membrane
Molecular function (GO): fatty acid elongase activity
Source: RefSeq, a predicted model, not a curated record